Gracilinanus agilis (Agile Gracile Mouse Opossum) is the source of this 1415-nucleotide messenger RNA. RefSeq names its product lipoyltransferase 1 (gene LIPT1). Gene Ontology annotation, biological process: protein lipoylation. Gene Ontology annotation, cellular component: cytoplasm; mitochondrion. Lineage: Eukaryota; Metazoa; Chordata; Mammalia; Didelphimorphia; Didelphidae. The record is from RefSeq and is a predicted model, not a curated record. The transcript is spliced from 2 exons. Bases 88 to 1206 code for a protein of 372 amino acids. Gene Ontology annotation, molecular function: lipoyltransferase activity.
UUCGGAGCCAGGCGAUUUUUCCCCACGUUUCCGCCAUUCCCCCUGGAACUCACGUUGUAAAGAGCAAGCGCCGCCGGAAGUAGCAGCAUGCUGAUUCCAUUCUCUAUGAAGAACUGCUUCCAGUCACUUUACAUCCUCAAGAUCCCAACAGCUGGCUUCAAAAACAUAGCAAAAGGUGGGCUUAUUUUACAAUCAGCCUCUAACAAUAUUUACCAAAAUCUGGCAGUAGAAGACUGGAUCCAUGACCAUAUGAACUUAGAAAGCAAGCCUAUUCUUUUCCUUUGGAGAAACUCCCCUACUGUUGUCAUUGGCAGGCAUCAGAAUCCCUGGCAGGAAUGUAAUCUAAAUAUAAUGAGAGAAAAGGGCAUAAAAUUGGCUCGGAGAAGAAGUGGAGGAGGAACAGUGUACCACGAUAUGGGUAAUAUCAACUUGACUUUCUUCACAAUUAAGUCAAAGUACAAUAGGAUGGAAAAUCUGAAAUUGAUUAUUAGGGUUCUGAAUGCUGUCCAACCACACCUGGAUGUACAAGCUACUGACAGAUUAGACCUCUUACUAGAAGGACAGUUUAAAAUCUCAGGAACAGCAUCUAAGAUUGGACGGGUUGCUGCCUAUCACCAUUGCACAUUACUGUGUAAUACAGAUUGGAUUUCUUUAUCUUCUGUGUUGAAGAGUCCUUACCAGGGAAUUAAGAGUAAUGCUACUCCUAGUGUACCUUCGUUGGUGAAAAAUAUUUUGGAAAAUGAUGACACUUUAACUUGUGAGGUUUUGAUGAAAUCUGUUGCUGCAGAGUAUGCUGCUUAUCAUAAGAUUGAUAACAACAUUAUCUUGAUAAGUCCGACAGAUGAGACAGUGUUCCCAGGGAUAAAUAGAAAAGUGGAAGAACUGCAAACUUGGGAAUGGAUAUAUGGCAAAACACCAAAGUUUAGUAUAAAAACUUCUUUUAAUUUAAGUGAACAAUCAUAUUCUGAAAUAAAAGUAUAUGUAGAUAUAAAAAAUGGAAGAAUUGAAGACUGUAAAAUUGAUGCACCUGAUCACUGGUUACCACUGGAAAUGCUUGACAAACUAAGCACAAGCUUUAUUGGCAAUAAAUUUUGUCAAAGUGAAACCUCAGUGUUAAUAAAUGCAUUGCUUAGGACAUGUCCAAAAGACUAUGAACUAAACACCAAAUGGCAUCUUCUUUGUCAAAAAGUUAAGUCAAUAAUGUGAAGAAUCUCUUUCUAAUGAUGACAACUUUUAGUAAAAUAAAAUUUAAUAUAUAUUUUCUUACAUAUCUCUUAAAAUUCCAUUUUUGAACCGAAAGAGAUGAAUCAGAAUUAGUUAAGUACAAAUUUUAGUUUGUUAGUUCCUCUCUGCUUUGUUUACUUAAGACUGUACCCUUUAAGGCAAAUAAGAGCUAUUCUGGGUAACAUUUUAAA